UCUUUAGCAGAUGAAUCAUUUGGCUGUGAUUCGUGAGUCGUGUUGCCACAGACAACUAGCUACAGCGCAGGCGCGAACAACACACGCAUCAACAACGUUCCCGGGGACAUACAACGCAACAAACAAAGGAUUUGUUUUAAAGAUUCUGGGGAAUGGCGGUGAAUGUGUACUCCACGUCUAUGACCAUAGAGAACAUGAGCAGACAUGACAUGCUCGCUUGGGUCAACGAUUCUCUGCAUCUUAGCUACACUAAAAUAGAGCAGCUCUGCUCAGGUGCAGCAUAUUGCCAGUUUAUGGACAUGCUGUUCCCUGGGUGUAUUCUUCUGAAGAAAGUGAAGUUCCAGGCCAAACUGGAGCACGAGUACAUCCACAACUUCAAAGUGUUACAAGCAGCAUUCAAGAGAAUGAGCGUAGACAAGAUCAUCCCAGUUGAAAAGCUGGUGAAAGGAAGGUUCCAGGAUAAUUUUGAGUUCGUACAGUGGUUUAAGAAACUCUUCGACGCAAACUACGACGGGAAAGAUUACGACCCUCAAGCAGCACGACAAGGCCAGGAUGUUUCCCCUACACCCAAUCCAGGACCCCAGAGGACCUCGCCAACAGUACCCAAAACCGUGCCAACCCCUCAGCGGCCAAUCAGCUCUGUCCCGACCAACCUCAAGCGGAGCACACCUAUAUUACGGAACGGAGUUAGCGAGGCAGAGAUUAUCGAGCUCAACCAGCAGCUGAUGGACCUGAAGGUGACAGUCGAUGGCCUGGAAAAGGAGAGAGACUUUUACUUCGGCAAACUUCGUGAUAUUGAGCUCCUCUGCCAGGAGAACGAGGGCGGAAACCCAGUUCUCGCAAAAAUCAUCGGUGUCCUUUACGCUACCGAGGAUGGUUUUGCUCCGCCUGAGGAUGAAGAAAUUGUUGAACAGCCACAAGUCCAGGACGAGUACUAAACUCUACAAACAGGCGUACACAUGCAUUCAUUUAACUUUCUCUUCCUGCUCUACUUCUUAUCGGUCUUUUCCUUCUCGGCUCUCACUCGUUCUCACCCCGAGCUUCAUUUUCACGUUUGAUGAUCUUGAUUUCUUACCUUUCAUUUACUCACUUUUUUUUUUUGCCGUGUUCCUUUCUAAAGAAGCAGCAACUGAUCGACAUCACAACCUCUUAACAUGUCGGUGUGGUGUGUUGAGUGACCGAGUGGCUCAUGUAGUUUUUGCUAAUGUAAUUGGAUUUAAAUACCAUUUGUACGCUUAAUGGUAGAAAUCGGGUUUUAUCCUCGCUAUAUACCAUUAGCCGUGGUAUUUAUUUUAUCGAGUGUAGAGUAUAGAGCAUUGCUACUCGGACUGAUUUGUAUUUUUAUUUUUUUUUACACUAAUGUCAUGACUUAUUAACAUGUGAACCAAAACAUUGUCUGAACAAUGGCUGAAACCUUAGAGAUAGGAAUUUUUAUUUGCGUAUUCUGUACUGAUGCAAAUGAAACAGAAUAUUAAAACAAGCCACAGCUUCAUCAGACUACGAUAUAGAUGUUUAUAGAUGUAGCACACAGAUAACGUAACCUUCCUCUGCACUUUUACUGUACUCGGCUUAUUUUAAAGCAGCCUCGUUUUGCCUUUGUGAUUUCAAUUCGUUUGGCUUUCGGGAGGGUGUUUCUACUAUAUAGGAACUAAUUUUAAGUUUUAUAAAAAGCCAGUGAUCAGAAAGAUCCUGUAAACUGUACAGAUGUGUGAACAAGCAUGGAUUCCAACCACAUUUCUUCCCAUGCAUUCUCAUGAGAUAUGAGUUUUUGCCUUGCAAAAUGCGAGCGCCGACACUAAAGCGAGACGGAUGCAUGUACACUCACCGUGCACUUUUUUUUUUUAUUAGGAACAAGUGUGCACUUACACAUUUAUGCAGUUAAUCAAUUAGCUACUUCAGAUACUUCAGCUAAUGUUUACAUCAUAAAUCGCAUGAUCGUUAGUGUCGGAUGUGCUUUUUUUUAAGGAUUUCAGAGACUGCUGAUUUUUCUGAGAAUUUAAUCAGAAUGCUGGGGGGAAAAAACCAAGGUAUGAGCAGAGGGUCUGCAGGCUGAAACACCUCACUGAUGACAGAUCACAGGGGAGAAUGACCGGACCGGUCUGCACUCAGUGAGUCAGGAAGACUAUAGUAGCUCAAAUGAUCACUCUUUACAACUGUACUGAGCUGAAUGCAUCUCAGCAUGGACAUCACAGCAAACCUACAACAGUAGAUGAAUCAGAGACCAUCUGUGGUCAGAAUAGAAAAAAGAGCAGGUCUUCAGACGUCUGGUUAUGGAGAGUCUGUGCCUAUGAUAGCCUCAGAUUUCUCUUCUUGGUUAACAGGAGUGGAAUCCAGACUCAGCUUCAACGCUCAAUGUCUGGUGCAGAGCUGAGAUGCUUUUCUGCUCACCAUGCUUUUCUAAAAAUUGAUUAAGUUACUAAAUUCAUACUGUUAGCUUGAAUCAAUCUGCCCAUUUUCUUCUGAUGUCUCUUAUCAACAUGGCGUUUCCACCUACCGAACUGUCGCUCGCUCAGUGUUUUUUUUUUUUUUUUUUUUUUUUUUUUUUUUUUCCCUAAACAAAAUUCUGUGUAAACGUUUACAGACUGUCAUGUGAAAAUCUCAGGAGAUCAGCAGUUUCUGAAAUACUCACAAUACUCACUGUGAAAAUGAACUGAAGCUCUUGAUUUGUGUCUGCAUGAGUUUAUGCAUUUUCCUGCCACAUGAUUGGCUGAUUAGAUAACUGCACAAAUGACCUGGUGUAUAGGUGUUCCUAAUAAACUGGUUAACGAGUGUAGACUCAAAAGAGGACACAGAUGAUUCAAGUCCAAAUAAAUGUAUAUUGGUAGCCUGAAAAAAAAAAUCAAAGCUGUGUUCUUUCUGAUUACAGAAGUGUGUGCACUUUGCAGCUGUAAGAAAUUAAGAUAUAUUUAUUUAUUAAAGAUGACUAUAAAGUAAGAUGCUUAACGAUCCAUAACAACUCCAUUUUAAUUUAAUAAAAAGAAUAUUAAUAGAUAACAUUACUGGUUUUUAUUUGUUACUGACUUAUUACUGGCUAAAUUAUAAAACUGAGUUUUAGCUACUAUGUCAGUGUUGUAUUUUUUUUAUUUUUCAUGUUUCACAUGCAUUAAUGCCAUAAAGGUUGGUUUUGAUUGACAGGAUCUGUCUGUAACUUGUUAAUUUUGUCCCUCAUUUAUUUGCAGUUUUACUAUGUAAAAUAAAGAGUAUU
Tachysurus vachellii is the source of this 3205-nucleotide messenger RNA. RefSeq names its product microtubule-associated protein, RP/EB family, member 3b (gene mapre3b). Lineage: Eukaryota; Metazoa; Chordata; Actinopteri; Siluriformes; Bagridae. The transcript is spliced from 7 exons. Gene Ontology annotation, molecular function: microtubule plus-end binding. Gene Ontology annotation, cellular component: microtubule plus-end; microtubule organizing center; cytoplasmic microtubule. The record is from RefSeq and is a predicted model, not a curated record. Gene Ontology annotation, biological process: protein localization to microtubule plus-end; spindle assembly; regulation of microtubule polymerization or depolymerization. The coding region runs from base 153 to 938 and encodes 261 amino acids.